Molecule: messenger RNA, 5785 nt
Organism: Monodelphis domestica (gray short-tailed opossum)
Lineage: Eukaryota; Metazoa; Chordata; Mammalia; Didelphimorphia; Didelphidae
Gene: MRPL12
Product: mitochondrial ribosomal protein L12
Biological process (GO): translation
Cellular component (GO): ribosome; mitochondrial large ribosomal subunit
Molecular function (GO): structural constituent of ribosome; mRNA binding
Source: RefSeq, a predicted model, not a curated record
GACUAAGGCUGAUCUGUGGUAGAGCGUCCUCCGCCUGGACGCUUCCGGGAGAGUGGGAGCCUCCGCUGGGUAGGCCAGCGUGUCUCCUUCCGCCCGUGCAGCCGCGUGAGUGACCUUCUUGCGCCCACGGGGAUGCUAGCCGCGGCUGCUUGCCCCCUGCGGGGGUCCUGUCUGAGGUUCCGGGCCGCGGCCCUACUCCAGACCAGGCUGCCAUUUUCAGGUGUUUUAGCUGUGAGGCUAAUGAGAAGCAGCUGUCAUCGAAGAAGUGAGACCCUGGCUGGAGCCACUCUGGACAAUGCCCCCAAGCAGUACCCUCCAAAGAUCCAACAGUUAGUACAGGACAUUGCUGGCCUUACACUACUGGAAAUCUCUGAUCUCAACGAGUUACUGAAGAAAACACUGAAGAUUCAGGAUGUUGGGUUGGUGCCUAUGGGUGGCAUGGUGCCAAGUGCUGCAACGGUAGCCCCUGAGGCAGCAGAAGAGGAAGAGGUACCCAAGCAGAAGGAACGGACACAUUUCACUGUUCGGCUGACAGAAGCUAAGCCUGUGGAUAAAGUGAAACUAAUCAAGGAAGUAAAGAAUUACAUCCAAGGCAUAAACCUUGUCCAGGCAAAGAAGCUGGUAGAGUCCCUGCCUCAGGAAAUCAAAGCCAAUGUUGCCAAAUCAGAAGCAGAGAAGAUUAAAGUGGCUUUGGAAGCAGCUGGAGGCACUGUGGUUUUGGAAUAGAAAUUUGGGGUUCUAAAAGACUUGUGCAAAGUGGGGCUUACUCCAGUCCAGUCUGACCACUCAGGCAAUAGCCCCGUUUGGAUUGCUGCCUGUGGACCUGAACAGAUGUGCUUAAAACGGUGUGGGUAGUUGAGUGAAAACAUUCUCAGCUUUUCAGGAGACUCUAUUCUGGGAGGGAAGGGAAGGCCCAUCUGUCCCAGGCCCUUUUAAAAGGCUGCUGUGAAGAAGGACUCUGUGAAACAUAUGAGUGGGGAGCAAAUUUGUUCAAACAGUAGUCUAAAAGAAAAAUAUAUCAUUGCCAAGGCUUCCAGUGUAUGCUUCCAGUUGUGUGCUGAAGACCAAGCAGUCAAGAAUUGGUACCGUAGUUUUUUAACUAUCAAAGGUGGAUGUUGGGGGAGGAGGAUAAUACAGGCCUGUAGAGUGGUCUGGGCUCUAAGUCAGUUUGCCUGUCCUCUUCAUUGUGGUGCCAGUUUUACACUAUUUCUCAAGUCCUGAAGGAAAGGUAUUUCCUUCAUUAUUAUUUUCACCAUCUCUCUGUGCUGUCUGUGGUAUAGUACCUUAUUUUAUGAUAGGUAUUAUUGGUUGAGAAAAAGAAAUCUGAAGAUAUUCUCCAUCCUCUCAAGCAAGCUAGUAUUUUAGUUGAAGAAACAGUACAUCCACAUAGAUAUAUAACAGUACAAGGUAUCACAGGAAAUGGGACAGACAAAUGCUAUAAGACUUUAGAAAGUUUGAUCACCCAGAGUAUAGGGGAAGGCUGUGUGGGAAAGACAUGGUUCAAGAUAGACCCUAGGGGCAGCUAGGUGGCUCAGUGAAUAGAGAGCCAGGCCUGGAGAUGGGAGGUCAUGGGUUCAAAUCUGGCCGCAAAAGACUUCCUUGCUAUGAGACUGGGCAAGUCACUUAACAGCAGUUGCCUACGUAGCCCUUAUUGCUCUUCUGCCUUAAAACCUAUAUGUACAGUAUGUAUUCUAAGGCAAAAAAUAAGUUUAAAAAAACCCUGAAGGAAGAGAAGAUAUUUCAAGUGGGAAGAGUGGUGAGGGCAAAGGCAUAAGUACAAAAGUGCUCUAGAUCCAUUUAGGAAAAAGUAAGUAGAUUAGAUUGGCUGGGCAGUUAUAUAUAUAAGGCAAUUAAGGAAAGGUUUUGGGAGGCCUUGAAUUCUACGCUAAAGAGGAGUUUGGGCUUUUAAUUCACCCACAAAUGGCACUAUUUGAGGAAAUGGAAGUAGAUGCAACAUUUGGAAGCUAAUAAAGUUGGUUUUGUCCUUGGAAACUGAGCAAGUUUUAUAACUACUUAACUCUAGAGAUGAGCUCCUAUAUAGGGAUUCUGUAGUAAUCUCAUAAGGGACUAGGAUCUGUUUGUGCCAUAGUAAUUUAUCCAGAAUAGCCACUGCUGCCCAGCUUUAAAAACUGGGGCAUACACCUUGCAAGGCAGCCUGGGAAGUACAGCAGACAAGUACUACUACAGGAGUUAGGAAAUCACCUGGAGUGGAGUCUUCAGAAAAGAGAAAGCAUAUCAUCUAUAGCUUCCAUUCUCAGGGCCUUAUAUCUGGGGUCUUGCCCAGUCUUUCCCCCCCCUGAUUUCAUCUCGGUAGUUACUGAAGAGUUAAUGAUUUGCCUAGCUAGGCUGGGGUUUUCUGACCACUCCCAGAGUUUUCUUGUUUGCUCUCUGAGGUGUGACAGUGUCCUUGCAAGAUGAUUGCCCAGCACAGUGUUGAAGCCAGCUAUUCUAUGGUAAGUAUUCCCUGAGCUGUUUAUCCUUAGAAACAGAGAUAAAAGCAUAAAAAUCAAUACUUGAAUGGAAGGCUCAUGUCCAAACCUCAAGCUAUUCUAUAUGCUCUGAUCCCAACUAGUUAUAACUUUCCCAAAUUCUGUUCCUAGUAAUGGGAGCAAUGAGGUUUUGCCAUUUUUACUUUUAGCCCUGGAAGAGGGUGAAUGUACUAUUCAAUCUCAGUUUUAAGGCACUUCUAACCUGAACAGGAAUCCCAUCUACCAAAUACUAAGAAGUGGUUGUUCAGCUUUUGUUUAAAUGCUGGACAGGAAUCCAUUACUUGCAGUUCAUUUUUCUUUUGGUUAAUAUAUAGUUGAGAUUUUUCCUUAAGUCAAACCUAAAUCUUAACAGCUUUAAACCCUUCUACUUCUGGUUUUCCGCUCAUGUCAGGCAAAGUAAAUCUAAUUUCUCAUUCAAGUGACAGACCUUCAGAUAUUGAACAUCAGCUUUCUUGUACCCACUCAGCCACCUGUCUUGAUGUUUUCUAGUAUUUAAGUUAAACAUCCCCAGUUACUGCAGCUGAUCCUUAUAUCCCAUGAUUUUGAGCAGCAUUUUGGUUGCUUACCUCCAGACUGUCUUCAGUUUCUUUCUAAAAUGUGCCCAUGACUGAACACAGAGGCAGGCCUGGGUGGAAGUAAGGCACCCCACAGCCAAUGAUGGGUCCUUUCAUGUAGCAUAAAAUAACAUUAGCUUUUUUGGCUGUCAUGCCAUAUUUAAGGAGCUUGCCCUUUAUUCAAACCUUCAUCUUUUCCAUCCAGACUUCCUACUUUGUACUUGUGAAAUUUGUUUUUUUUAAUCCAAGUAUAAGAAUUUAUCCCUAUUAAAUUUCAUUUUUUACUAGAUUUGGCUCAAUAUUCUAGACUUUGGAGAUCUUGGAUCCUGACUCAUCUAGUUAUAUGUCCUCUUCAGAUUUGAAAAACUUGGCAUAUAUGCUUUUAUAUAAGUUAAAUCACACAGGGCCACAGAUCCCAAAGGGAUCUCAGUUAGACACCUUACAAGUUUACAUCAAACUGUUAAUGAGAACUUUCUGGAUCCAGUUAUUCAACUUCUUAAUCUGGCUUUUUAUUACCUAUCUCAUGUAAUCAUCAUUUCUUCAAGGAUUGUGUGAUUGUGUUUUGUCAAAUGCUUUGUUAGAAUGUGGGUAAACCAUAUUGUAUUCCCUUGUUCUGUAUUUUGAAAAAGGGAAACAAGGCUGGUCUAGUGAAACCUGUUUUGGAUGAUGCCAUGCUAGAACAGCCUUCCUUUCUUUUAAGUGUUCGCUAACUAUCCUUAUAAAAAUAUAUCCUGUAAUUUUAACAGGAAUCAAAGUAAAGUUCCCUGACCCAUAUCUUUACUGACUCAAUUCCAGGCUUUUUUUUUUUCCAUCAAGGCAUUUGACCUUCAGUCCACUGGCACACUUUUAUAUCUCUAAACUCACUUUACUUAUGAACUCUAUUGUUGCUAUUUUCAUUACAUACUUAAUAGAGAAAAUAGCCUAAAUGUGAAUUGAACUGCUUUCAUUUUUCCAUCUGUUAAGGUCCCAUCUAACUCAGUAGCAGGCAUGUACUUCCUCUUUUCCCUGAGCUUCAAGACCAGCCCUUUUUGUUCAAUGGGGCCUAUUUCCAACCUGCUGAAUUUUUUAUUGAAUCUGAAUCCUAGUUUCCAGCCCCAUUAACUGGUCUUCUCAACACUUGUCAUUUGCAGAUCUAUGAAAGCAUUCCUACUAUGUCAAGAAGCUUGAUAAUAAAUGGAAAGAGAUCUGGAAUUGGUUAGAGUUAAGAGACUGGCUUCAUUUGCUGACUCCAAGCUAGAUAUGUGACAUCAAUGUCAGUUAAUUCCUCUGAGCCUUAAUUAUUCUCUUCUACAAAAUUGAGAGAGACCAUAACAUUAGCCCCAUCUACCUUACUUGCAUGAUAGUUGUGAGGAAAGUAUUGAACAAGAUAAGACUAAGGAUGGGGACCUGGAACACUCAUUUGAAACAUCUAUUUAAAAUAGUGCCUACUUCAUAUUUCUGUCAUUUGGAGGGUAAGAUUCAGUUUAUUCUGAGCCUUAGCCUUAUUGACAUUAUUUAUACAAGUCCAGGCUUCUAUGUUUUGUUCUUAGUAAUAGUUACUCUUUUCGACUUUACUAUGUGUUCUUAAAUCUUAUUUCAUCAGAGAGAUAAUCCUCAAUGGUUCCUUUACCUUUACCUAGAUCUUACCCGUAUCUCCUUGCCCUCAUUUGUGAUUAGUAUAGUUUUGUUAUUUUUUGAGAGCCUCCAUCCUCCUUGAGACAUUUUGAACGUGUCUGAUCAUGGGAUCAUGCCUGUCUUCUCUCUGAACUUCAUCAUUUAUACUCUUCAUAUUGCCAACAGGUGUACACAUACGUCAAUGAAAAUAGUAUGAGUAUACGGAGGAAAUGUGUAUACCAUAUUAGUUGCAAAAGGUGUGAUGUUUUUCCCCCAAUAUGUACCUUUGAAAGUGGCAUUUGCACUAUAUUUGAGCACUUCCAACUUUGAAACCAUAAGCUGUGUAUUGUGCACCUCAGCAUCCAUAAAAAGGAUGGCUAUUUCCUGGGGCAGAUGGAAAUGCUGACCAAAUGUCUGUUUAUUUUGAUAUUCUGUCAAAUGACACCAUUAAUACUAAAGGCACCAAAUCCAUGUUGAUUAAAACUACUGGAAAUAAAUGAGAAAACUAGAAUGACCCUAAUGCUUGCAGUCACAGAUGACAGGUGAAAACUGACUCCUUACAUAAUUUUAAGGUGUAAAACAUUACCUAAAGGAAAGUUACCAUCAGGAAUGAUCUUUCGCAUGCAGGAAAAGGGAUGGAUGAAAAACUUGUGUUAGAUUGGUUGAAUGUGGUCUGGAGUAGGUGUCCAGGUGCAGAAUGCUCAUACUCAACAUGUCCAAGUGUCGUGUGACUGAAAUGUGAAGAAAAGAAUUGCUGAAAUGUGCGCAGAGGGAUCUACCUAGUUAUUUGACUGUAGCAAAAACUUUGAAUAUAAAGUGCCUGCUAAUGUACUUUACCAGUUAAGAGAAGGUUGUAAUUUAAAAGGAGAAAAUAAAAUGGGUGUUUUCUCUUUCUGAGUUACCCUUCAGAAUACUUGGGGUCAUAUUAUAUUUGGGCUAAUACGGUAUACUCGGUGUAUGUGUAUGUGGUAUAUAUGUGUAUACUUUAUAUAGGAUGUGUAUAAGCAUACACAUCUAUGUACAUGCAUGUACUGUAAGAAUUGUUUCCAACUUGUAUCCCGGCUUCCUAAGGAGUUUCCCAGAAUAGACAUGGGCAGUGAUGUUGGGCAGCUGGUUUAGCCAAAUAAAAAGUUGAUUUUUGUACACAUA